AUGGGGACCACAACCUGUAAUGGAUCAGUGGAUGGAUCAACAGUCUUCUACCUGGUGGGAAUCCCCUCUCUGCCAGAGAGCUUCUUCCUCCCUGUGUUCUUUAUUUUCCUCCUCUUCUAUCUUCUCAUCCUGCUGGGAAAUGCCCUGAUCCUGGUGACUGUGGUGGCAGAGCCCAGCCUCCACAAGCCCAUGUACUUCUUCCUGAUCAACCUCUCCACUCUGGACAUUCUCUUUACCACAACCACUGUCCCCAAGAUGCUGUCCCUGUUCCUGCUUGGAGACCACUUCCUCAGCUUCCCUGCCUGCUUAUUGCAAAUGUACCUCUUCCAAAGCUUCACAUGUUCAGAAGCCUUCAUCCUGGUGGUCAUGGCCUAUGACCGCUAUGUGGCUAUCUGCCGUCCCCUGCACUACCCUGUCCACAUGACCCCACAGACCAAUGCUGCCCUGGCAGCCUGCGCCUGGUUUAUUGCUCUCCUCCUGCCCAUCCCUGCAGUGGUCAAGACCUCCCAGAUGGCAUAUAACAACAUUGCUCACAUCUACCAUUGUUUCUGCGACCACCUGGCUUUGGUUCAGGCCUCCUGCUCUGACACCUUACCCCAGACCCUCAUGGGCUUCUGCAUCGCCAUGGUGGUAUCCUUCCUGCCCCUUCUCCUGGUGCUUCUCUCCUAUGCCCACAUCUUGGCUUCAGUGCUUUGCAUCAGCUCCCGAGAAGGACGCUCGAAAGCCUUCUCCACCUGCGGCUCCCACCUCCUGGUGGUUGGCACCUAC
Molecule: messenger RNA, 768 nt
Organism: Leptonychotes weddellii (Weddell seal)
Lineage: Eukaryota; Metazoa; Chordata; Mammalia; Carnivora; Phocidae
Source: RefSeq, a predicted model, not a curated record